AUGGUGAAGUAAAUAUGAACCUGAACUAAUGGGCAAAACAUUUUCCACUUUUAGGGGUUUUAAACUACCUGAAAGAGACAUUUACCCAUACUCCAAGUUACGACAUGAGUCCUGCCAUGCUGAGUGUGCUUGUCAAAAUGAUGCUUGCUCAAGCCCAAGAAAGCGUGUUUGAGAAAAUCAGCCUUCCCGGGAUCCGGAAUGAGUUCUUCAUGUUGGUGAAGGUGGCUCAGGAGGCUGCCAAGGUGGGAGAGGUCUACCAGCAGCUGCACGCAGCCAUGAGCCAGGCACCAGUGAAAGAGAACAUCCCCUACUCCUGGGCCAGCCUGGCCUGCGUGAAGGCCCACCACUACGCGGCCCUUGCCCACUACUUCACUGCCAUCCUUCUCAUUGACCACCAGGUGAAGCCAGGCACAGAUGUGGACCACCAGGAGAAGUGCCUGUCCCAGCUCUACCACCGCAUGCCGGAGGGGCUGACACCCUUGGCCACACUGAAGAACGGGCAGCAGCGCCGACAGCUGGGUGCGUGUCCCCCUGCCCCAGACAUGGGUCCCACUUGGUGCCCAGCUGGUCCUGCUCACAGACAGCCAGAGAGAGGUCCUGGGAGAGAGGGGUGUUCCCAGCCAUUGUGGCGCUUUGGGUUCAGAAGUCAUGAGGCGCAGUCCCCAGCCUCAGGGGUCUUCCCAGGCCAUGUUCUCACAGGUUCCAAAGCACCCAGGCCUCCUACCGUGGAGCCAGGACUCCUACCGUGGAGCCAGGACUUUGAGCAUCUCCUUGGGGUGCACGGGGCAGGCCU
Sapajus apella (tufted capuchin) is the source of this 793-nucleotide messenger RNA. Its product is annotated as rhophilin-2-like. Gene Ontology annotation, biological process: negative regulation of stress fiber assembly. The record is from RefSeq and is a predicted model, not a curated record. Lineage: Eukaryota; Metazoa; Chordata; Mammalia; Primates; Cebidae. The transcript has 3 exons. The annotation marks the transcript as partial.